This is a messenger RNA of Lampris incognitus (smalleye Pacific opah), 598 nucleotides long. It is a transcript of the gene sgcd, whose product is annotated as sarcoglycan, delta (dystrophin-associated glycoprotein). The record is from RefSeq and is a predicted model, not a curated record. Gene Ontology annotation, biological process: heart contraction; cardiac muscle tissue development. NCBI's taxonomy places the organism in Eukaryota, Metazoa, Chordata, Actinopteri, Lampriformes, Lampridae. Bases 24 to 305 code for a protein of 93 amino acids. The transcript is spliced from 2 exons. Gene Ontology annotation, cellular component: sarcolemma; sarcoglycan complex.
AGUCUCCCACCCGUUCUCUCCUGAUGGAGGCUCCUAAAGGUGUCCAGAUCUUAGCCGAGGCCGGAGACAUCCAGGCCACCUGCCGGAACGAGCUGCGGCUGGAGUCCAAAGACGGAGAGAUCUCUCUAGAUGCAAAGAGGAUUCGUCUCUUGCGGUUACCGGAGGGGAAGGCGUCAUCCAGCUCCUCCUCAGCUGGCAGCAGACAGACGGUUUAUGAGGUAUGCGUCUGUGCCAACGGGCGACUCUUCCUGUCGCAAGCCGGGACCGGCUCCACCUGCCAGCUCAGCAACAACAUCUGCCUCUAGGACUCACCUGUCAAUCAUCGACACACCCUGACAGACAGACAGACAGACAGACAGACAGACAGACACAGUACAUACACUGUCUCUAGAACUGAUGAAUACAUUUUAAACACAUACAUCAAUGCAUUUAGACACACACACACACACACACACACACUAUCUGCCAUCCAGAAGCGAUAUGGACAUAGUGACAGACACAAAUAUCUACAAACUCACACAAACAAGAAUACAACACUGCUAUACUGAAAUAUUGUAUACACACACACGCACACACACACAUACACAUACAACACACA